AUGCGAGGUGACACCUACCCGGUCGGUUGCGCGCCAUCGGAUGCAAUCGUCUAUGGAGUCGAAAGCUUUGCAGGCAACCCAGACUUGCAGAAUCCCAAAUAUAGGACGAAGCUAGGAGUAUAUAGCGCUGGUUGCGGUCUGGAAAAUUUAAAAAUGUGCUGGAGUCAUGAUGAGUAUAUGUACCAGGUGCUAGUCAAUCACGGGUCUUCGCUUCCUGAAGAAGCACUCUACGCAAUACGCUUCCACUCUUUCUACCCAUAUCACUCGCAUAAUGCUUACCGAUAUUUCACAAACAAACAAGAUGAAGAAAAACUGGAUGCUAUACUGUUGCUCAACAGCUGCGACUUGUACUCAAAAUGCGACGAGAAACCGGACAUAGAGAGGUUGAAACCUUACUAUCAAUCGCUGAUUGAUAAAUAUAUCCCCGGUGUGGUGUCCUGGUAG
This is a messenger RNA of Cylicostephanus goldi, 444 nucleotides long. The record is from the annotation of a GenBank genome assembly. NCBI's taxonomy places the organism in Eukaryota, Metazoa, Nematoda, Chromadorea, Rhabditida, Strongylidae.